UCCGUUUCCGGUGUACAUGCUUUCAUUGCGCUGCAGCGUUAGUUCGUGCGCAGUGUAAACUGCGACUUCGGUUUUGUUGUUUUUAUAUUCCGUUAUCUAUUUUCUUCCGAGGCACAGUUUGAAAACAAGCAGCAAAAAUGCCGCGAAUAAUGAUAAAAGGUGGCGUUUGGCGCAACACCGAGGAUGAGAUUCUUAAGGCGGCGGUGAUGAAGUAUGGCAAAAACCAGUGGUCAAGAAUAGCUUCGCUACUUCAUCGUAAAUCUGCGAAGCAGUGCAAAGCGAGAUGGUACGAGUGGUUGGAUCCAAGCAUCAAGAAAACGGAAUGGUCGCGGGAGGAAGAGGAGAAGCUUCUGCACCUGGCCAAGUUGAUGCCGACCCAGUGGAGGACCAUCGCACCCAUCAUAGGGCGCACUGCAGCUCAGUGUCUGGAGCACUAUGAAUACCUGCUAGACAAAGCAGCCCAGAGAGACAAUGAGGAGGAAGUGGGGGAAGAUCCCCGCAAGUUAAAGCCAGGCGAGAUCGACCCAAACCCCGAAACUAAACCUGCCAGACCGGACCCUGUUGACAUGGAUGAAGACGAGCUGGAGAUGCUGUCUGAAGCUCGAGCUCGACUUGCUAACACUCAAGGAAAGAAGGCAAAGAGGAAGGCCAGAGAGAAGCAGCUGGAGGAAGCCAGGCGACUGGCAGCUCUGCAGAAGCGCAGAGAGCUGCGCGCAGCAGGGAUCGGCGUUUCCAAGAAGAGGAAGAAGAAAAGAGGCGUAGACUACAAUGCUGAGAUCCCCUUCGAAAAGAAGCCGGCCCCCGGUUUCUACGACACCAGCAUGGAGCAGUACGACCCGCUGGAGCCCAACUUCAAGCGACUCAGGCAGCAGCACUUGGAUGGAGAACUGCGCAAUGAGCAAGAGGACCGCGACCGCAAGAAAGACAGGCACAAGAUCAAGUCCAAGAAAGAGAGCGACCUGCCGUCCGCCAUCCUGCAGACCAGUGGAGUGGCAGAGUUCACCAAGAAGCGCUCCAAGCUGGUUCUGCCCGCUCCACAGAUCAGCGACGCUGAGCUGGAGGAGGUGGUGAAGCUGGGAGUGGCCAGUGAAGUGGCUCGCCAGGCUGCGGAGGAGAGCGAGAGCGGGAACUCUGCGUCCUCCACCCUCCUCUCCGAGUACAGCGUCACCAACGCCAUGAGCACAGGCCUGCGCACGCCCCGCACCCCUGCUGGCCAGGACAGGAUACUGCAGGAGGCACAGAACCUGAUGGCGCUGACCAACACUGACACGCCGCUGAAGGGCGGCCUCAACACCCCGCUGCACGAGAGCGACUUCAGCGGUGUGACCCCUCAGCGCCAGCAGAUCCAGACCCCCAACACCGUCCUCAGCACCCCCUUCAGGACUCCUGGACCAGGUCAGGCUGCUGAGGGCAUGACCCCACAAGCUGGCGGGGCAAUGACCCCACGAGGGGCCGUGACCCCGGGUUUGACCCCGGGUCGCACGCCUCUGCGGGACAAGCUGAACAUUAACAGUGAGGAACAACUGGCCGACCCGGCGUUCGCUAAACACAUGCAGAAGGAGAGCCUGCAGCACCUCAGGCAUGGUCUGAUGUCACUUCCUGUUCCCAAAAACGACUUUGAGAUCGUCCUGCCAGAGAACGCCGAGAAGGAGCUGGAGGAGACGGAGACGGAGAGCGGCUUCGUUGAGGACGCGGCCGACGUGGAGGCGGCCAAGCAGGCCCUAAGGGACGCCGAGCGAGAGAAGGAGCUGAAGCUGCGCCACACGGCCGUGCAGAGGGACCUGCCCCGGCCCACGGAGGUGAACGAGUCGGUGCUGCGGCCCGCCUCCAUGGAGCAGCUCCCAGACCUGCAGCUGGCCGAGGAGAUGAUCAAGCAGGAGAUGAUCACCAUGCUGCACUACGACUGCCUGCACCACCCGUGCAGCCAGGCGGCCGCGCAGCUGCAGCGCCUCAAGGGCCGCGGCCCCGCCUCCGCCUCCAGCAGCGCCUCGCAUGUGGCCUACCUGGAGAGCCACGCCUACAGGCCGCUCAGCGGCCAGGAGAUGGAGCAGGCCAAGCUGCUGCUGGCGGCAGAGAUGGAGGUGGUGAAGGCUGGAAUGGGCCACGGCGAGCUCAGCAUGGAGGCCUACACUCAGGUGUGGGAGGAGUGUUACGGGCAGGUGCUGUACCUGCCGGGUCAGAACCGCUACACCAGAGCCAACCUGGUGUCCAAGAAGGACCGGAUCGAGAGUCUGGAGAAGAAGCUGGAGGUCAACCGAGGUCACAUGACCACGGAGGCCCGCAAGGCGGCCAAGCUGGAGAAGAAGCUGAAGAUUCUGCUGGGAGGCUUCCAGUCCCGAGCGCUGGGCCUCCUCAAGCAGCACGGCGAGCUGUGGGAGCAGGUGGAGCAGGCGGCCACCGAGCUGCAGACCUUCAGCCAGCUGAAGAAGCAGGAGGACACAGCCAUUCCACGCCGACUGGAGGCGCUGCGCGAGGACGUGGAGCGGCAGAUGGAGAGAGAGCGAGAGCUGCAGCACAGAUACGGAGAGUUGGUCAUGGACAGAGAGGCUCUCCUCAGCAGUGCCCAGAAAUACGCCGAGUAACGCGCCUCAGGCCGCACCCCACUGAGCGCGCUCAGUCUUCCUGUAUGAGUCACCAAUAAAGUUUCUUUCACCUGUGA
Molecule: messenger RNA, 2659 nt
Organism: Synchiropus splendidus (mandarinfish)
Lineage: Eukaryota; Metazoa; Chordata; Actinopteri; Syngnathiformes; Callionymidae
Gene: cdc5l
Product: CDC5 cell division cycle 5-like (S. pombe)
Exons: 18
Coding region: 138-2582 (814 amino acids)
Biological process (GO): mRNA splicing, via spliceosome; regulation of transcription by RNA polymerase II
Cellular component (GO): spliceosomal complex; Prp19 complex
Molecular function (GO): RNA polymerase II transcription regulatory region sequence-specific DNA binding; DNA-binding transcription factor activity, RNA polymerase II-specific
Source: RefSeq, a predicted model, not a curated record